AUGAGAAAUAUUAAGAAAAUAUUCGUAACGAUAAACGAAAUUGGCCAAUGUAUCCAUGAUGCUAAGUUGAUUGGGGUUCCUUUUACUGGGCUUCGGUAUACUUGGCAUAACGGUCAACAGGGCGAUGGGAUUAUUUUACGGAAGCUCGAUUGGGUCUUUGCAUCACUUUCUUGGUUCCUUGAUCCCCCAAGCACAGUUUCAGAGUUCCGACCUCGAGAUGUUUCAGAUCAUAGCUCUAUUGUCAUCCUGUUUGGUCCCCGCCGUGGCAAGGUACCAUCCCCUUUUAAAUUUCUAAAUUUUUGGGCUGAUCAUGCAAAUUUUAGGGAUAUUGUUCAGGCAGUUUGGGACGAGCCUAUUGUAGGCAAUCCUAUGUUCCGUCUUACACAGAAAUUGGGGUUAGUGAAACGGAAGCUAAAAGCUUUACAUAUUAGGGUUUCCAGUCAUAUCUCCAACAGGGUUCGAAACUGCAUCCACGAUUUGAUUGAUGGGAAUGGUACUCAUAUUAGUGACAGUCAGGGUUUAGGGCGUUUGGCGGUGGGUUUUUUUCAGGAUCUUCUUACUACCCCUAGUCAACCUCAAAUUACAGAGGCUUCCAGGUAUUUUUCUAGCCACAUUUAUCCUGAUAUGAUUUGUCCAUUGACUGCUCCUAUCACUGAUGAUGAGAUUAGGAUUGCUUUAUUCUCUAUCCCGGAUGAUAAAGCCCCGGGCCCGGAUGGAUUCACAUCUUUGUUUUUUAAGCGGGCAUGGGAUAUUAUUGGUACAGAUUUCAGAGAUGCAGUGAGACAUUUUUUUGCUACUAAUGAAAUGCUAAGAUGUGUUAAUGCCACCAGGAUUGCUUUGGUUCCUAAGGUGGAGAGCACGAGUAGUAUGAAAAAAUUUAGGCCGAUAUCUUGUUGUAAUGUACUUUACAAGUGCAUUUCUAAGGUGAUUGUGAAUCGGUUUAAAGUAGUGCUUCCGGAUAUUAUUGGGGUUUCCCAGUCAGCUUUUGUCAAGGGUCAAAGGAUUUCUGAUAAUAUUCUACAGACUCAGGAGCUUAUGAAGAAUUAUCAUCUUGGGGAUGCUUCCUCUGUUAGCUUGAUCAAAUCGGUCUUGGAUUAUUUUGCUAAGGUUUCUGGAUUAGUGACUAAUGCAGAGAAGAGCCAGUUGUUUCUUUCUGGAGUUACGGAUGAGGAGCAGAUUAGGCCUCUGUUGGAGAGAAUUCUUUCUCAGAUUAGGCUAUUGACGUCGGCAUCUUUGACCUAUGCCGGCCGACUACAGUUGAUAAAGUCGGUACUUUUCUCCAUACAGGUUUAUUGGUCCUCUAUGUUUCUUUUGCCGGUAGCUACAAUUAGACGGAUUGAGAGUAUUUUGGCCUCGUUUCUUUGGAAGGGUACUUCUUUGUCCCCUUCUGGUGCUAAGGUUGCAUGGUCUUCUGUUUGCUAUCCAUUAACGGAGGGUGGCCUGGGGAUUCAGAGGAUCCAAGAUUGGAAUAGGGCGGCUAUUCUUAAACACGUUUGGAGGCUACUUACUGAUAGAUCUUCUACAUGGUCUUCUUGGGCCCGUUUGGUUCUCCUCCAUGGUCGGUCCUUUUGGCAUAUCCGAGUUACUUCUGGGGCUUCAUGGGCUUGGAGGAAGAUUUUACUUAGCAGGGUUUGGUGUCGGGGUCUUAUUGUGACUUGUAUUGGAGAUGGUAGGGACACCAUGUUAUGGCGAGAUCACUGGUUUCCGCAUGGUCCUCUGUGUGACUUGCUCCCUUUUAGAACAUUGACUUCCACUGGUUUGCCAUGGGAUGCUCGGGUUUCAGACAUUAUCCAGGAUGGUUUGUGGGACUUUCCCUCGGGCAGUGCAGACCUUCAGCAUAUCUGGGACUCUAUUACAGUGCAGCCUUCAGCGAGUCAUCCUGACCAUCUUGUGUGGAAGGGCCAUCCAUCUAGACGUUUCUUUAUUGAUUCAGCCUAG
This is a messenger RNA of Pistacia vera, 1938 nucleotides long. RefSeq lists its product as uncharacterized. Lineage: Eukaryota; Viridiplantae; Streptophyta; Magnoliopsida; Sapindales; Anacardiaceae. The transcript has 4 exons. Bases 1 to 1938 code for a protein of 645 amino acids. The record is from RefSeq and is a predicted model, not a curated record.